UAUUCGUAGCUGGUUGUCCCGCUAGUUGUAUCUUGUGUAGUGUAACUCGGCACAUUUACGUUUGUCUUUCGAGUCGCUAUUCAAACGCCAAGAAGAUUAAUAGCUUUAAACCUCCUUUUUUAUUUAUUCAUUGAGUAAUUGUCGUUAAAAAACCGAGGAAAUGGAUGAAUUAGCUACCAAGCUGUUUGACAUCCAGGCCGUCAAAUUUGGUUCCUUCACAUUGAAAGGUGGACAAGUAUCACCUAUCUAUUUCGACUUUCGACUGAUUAUUUCUUAUCCCGCUAUUUUGGAAAAAGUGGCAGGGUUACUGUGGAAAAAAUGUGCAUACAAUGCAAAUGUUGAUCUUAUAUGUGGUGUUCCAUAUACUGCUCUGCCGAUAGCCACUCUCAUCUCGGUUACCAAUCGAGUACCAAUGCUUCUGAGGCGAAAAGAAGCCAAAGAUUACGGCACAAAGAAAUUGAUUGAAGGUGAUUUCAGACCGGGAAUGAAUUGCAUCAUUGUGGAAGACGUUGUUACUACAGGAACCAGUGUCCUUGAAACAGCAGUCGAGUUGAGAAAACUUGGCAUUUUAGUUACACAUGCAAUUGUGUUGCUUGACCGUAGACAAGGUGGGAAGGAAAAUUUGGCAAAGCAUGGAAUUGAAUUGAGUGCUGUGUUUCAUGUAGAAGAGAUCAUGGCAUCCUUGGAAAAACAAAGCAAAGUGGAUCACAAAGUUGCUGAAGAAGUUAUGGACUUCAUUAGAGGCCACCAGCAGUCUAUAGUGUCUCGAAAUCCUCGCCUGCAUGAGUCGCUUGAGGAACGUAGAUCCAGUUCUAAACAUCCUGUAGCAACGCGUCUGUUCGAAUUGAUGAUGGCAAAGAAGUCAAAUCUAUGCGUUGCUGCUGAUUUGACAAGUUUGGAUGAAGUCAUCAAGUUGGCAGAAUCCAUUGGCUCAAAGAUUGUUGUUCUCAAGAUUCAUGUCGACAUUCUAGAAGAUUUCUCUUUGGCUAAAAUGAAGCAACUAAGAAAGGUCGCCAAAGCUCACGAAUUUCUCAUCAUGGAAGAUCGAAAAUUUGCUGAUAUUGCUAACACAGUGCAGCAGCAGUUUCACGGAGGCGUUUACAAAAUUAGUGAAUGGGCCGAUCUGAUUACUGCUCAUCCACUUGCAGGACCAGAGAUGAUUACUCACUUGUUCGGUGAUUCUUCAUCCGAUAGCCGUCGAACUUGUGGUUGUGUUCUCAUUCUAGAAAUGAGCACCAAAAAUGCUCUCACCAGCCAAGACUACUCGAAAGAAGCCGCUAAGUGGGGCUUGAUUGCUUCCGAUAUUGUUGCUGGUUUCGUCGGACAGUCUCCACCAGAUGCUGACUUCUCUGGCUGGAUCCAAUUUACACCCGGUGUCAAUUCCGCAUCCAAGUCUGGCGAUUCCAAAGGGCAGCAGUAUUGUUCACCGGCUGAAGCGGUGCUGGAACGUGGCGCCGAUAUCAUCAUCGUCGGCAGGGGGCUGAUCAAGAGCUCCGACGUGGUGGCUACCGCGGAGAACUACCGCUCUGAAGGUUGGACCGCUCUCACUAAACGAAUCACUAAUCCUUAAUAGAUCUACUUAUUUGCCACUUUUGAAUGAGUGAUGGGAACACAAAACUGUGAUUGCUGAUGGCCGUACAAGGCGUUAUCUGCUUUAAUACAAUAUUUUGUUUGUUUUCAAA
Molecule: messenger RNA, 1682 nt
Organism: Daphnia pulicaria
Lineage: Eukaryota; Metazoa; Arthropoda; Branchiopoda; Diplostraca; Daphniidae
Gene: r-l
Product: uridine 5'-monophosphate synthase-like
Exons: 6
Coding region: 161-1570 (469 amino acids)
Biological process (GO): 'de novo' pyrimidine nucleobase biosynthetic process; 'de novo' UMP biosynthetic process
Molecular function (GO): orotate phosphoribosyltransferase activity; orotidine-5'-phosphate decarboxylase activity
Source: RefSeq, a predicted model, not a curated record